AUGAGAAAAGUGCAUAUUCAACUCCUGAUCGGAGGUGGGGACGUGAAUGUGCACGGUAGAACGGAAUUUUGGACAUGGCUAAAUCAAGCCAACGGUCGAGACGGUGCUAAAGUGGCGGGAGACGCUGAGGUUGAGGAUGAAGGUGAGGAGGAGACCGAGGAAUUCAAGCUGACUACGAUGGAAAAAGGGAAAAGCGAGACUAUGCAGAAUCCGCAUGAAAUGAGGAAGAAAGACGGUAAUGAGGCAGGUGGAAAGAGUGCUCAUGAAGCCGGAAAGGCCCGGGAACAUCUUUUGCGAUUCUUAUAA
This is a messenger RNA of Rhinocladiella mackenziei CBS 650.93, 306 nucleotides long. RefSeq lists its product as uncharacterized. The transcript has a single exon. The record is from RefSeq and is a predicted model, not a curated record. Bases 1 to 306 code for a protein of 101 amino acids. Lineage: Eukaryota; Fungi; Ascomycota; Eurotiomycetes; Chaetothyriales; Herpotrichiellaceae.